Hibiscus syriacus is the source of this 1705-nucleotide messenger RNA. RefSeq lists its product as uncharacterized. The record is from RefSeq and is a predicted model, not a curated record. NCBI's taxonomy places the organism in Eukaryota, Viridiplantae, Streptophyta, Magnoliopsida, Malvales, Malvaceae. The transcript is spliced from 4 exons. Bases 157 to 1545 code for a protein of 462 amino acids.
UACCGAAACAAAAAUUCAAAUCUAAAUAGUAUCUUUCUUUAAUUUUGUUGAUUACAAAUCGAUUUAUCAGAUUAAAUUAACAUUUCUUAUCCCAGAAAUAAAUUUUGGGGGAAGUUGACAAUCUUGAGAAACCAAGGUAAUCGGGAACGGAGGAGCAUGGAGGCGGAGGUGGAAGCAGCCAAAAAGAGAUGCUGCGUGCUGAUAGAGAAAAUAGAUUGUUUGGGUGUCGCCACCAUCAAUUCAAAUUGCAAGCACACACUCCUCAAGUUGGCCCAUUCCGAGCUCUCUUUUCUCUCUCGUUUCCCCAUUAACCCAACCCCUUCUCAACCUCUCAGCGUCAACCUUGGGCACCUAGAAGCCAUUGUCUACAUUCUUCGACAGCCUUUUAUAACUGCAGUUUCCCGUGUUUGCAAGCCACUUCCCCUUCCAUUUUCAAAUAAACUUAAUAAAACCUUUCAUGCUUCAUCUUCCCCUUCAAAUUCCAUCCAUGUCCAUAUUGUAUGUAAUCUCAACAAAAACCCAGUUUGGGUUAUUGUUUCUGAUAGAAACCCAAAUUACAUUACUUGGCAUUCAUGUAACAAAACCAAGGGUUUGAAGUCAAGAAUUCAGCAAGUCCUUGAUGCAACAAAGUCAACCAAUACCUUAAGACCUUACUCUAUUAUCCUUUUCUUUUCAAAUGGACUUACCACUUUUAACCAACAGAAGCUUAAGGAUGAAUUUGGGGCCUUCAAGCCAGCAUGGGAGUUCUCGAAUUCUGAUUUUGAUUUUGCUGAGGAAAUUGAAGGUGAAUGGGUUCAUGUAAUUUCGGGGUUGUAUAAGGAGGCAUGUGUACUUGAAAUUAAGGUUGAUCGUGAUGUGAGCAUAACUUCUGAGCGUGGAAUUAAAGAUUCGUUUGUGAAUGUUUUUUCUCCUGAGCAUCAAGGAGAAAAUGUGGAUCCAAACUUAGGCUCUGGUGAUUCUUUUUCUGCUCUUCUUUCACAAAUGAAAAAGGUUGAAUCUGCUAAGAUGGAGAAUUUUACCCAUGAGGAUGAUUUUAUCAACUUUGAUACAACGGCUUUGAUAGCUCUUGUAUCAGGAAUUAGCAAUGGUUGUGCAGAGGAACUUUUGAAUAAACCAGAAGUUGAAUUGCGGCAUCGGUUCAAGGGAAAUUAUGACUUUGUGAUUGCCCAGGCAAUGUCUGAACUUGAGAACCCAAUACAUGCGGAAUUCAGUGCUGCUAUAUCUGGAAAGAGAGGCAUGAUAUGUGAGUGUGUUCUUUCAGAGUUCAAGGAGCUAGUAUCAAUGUGUGGAGGAGCUAAUGAGAAAUGCAGAGCUGAUCAGCUACUGAAAUGCCUCCUGGUCGUGCGAGACAGACCUUCUGAACGAUUGAUAGGCCUACCAACUACAAGAAAGUUGGCACUGAAAAACAAGAUUGUGUUUGGAACUGGUGAUUACUGGCGUGCUCCAACUUUGACUGCAAAUAUGGCAUUUGUGAGAGCAGUAGCUCAAACAGGGAUGUCUUUGUUUACCAUUGAGCAUAAACCACGUGCUUUAACCGGUGACUAGUUGUACUAACCGGUCGGGCAUGCUGGUAAGAGGAAACCCAUUUUUCGGUUAAAGCACUCUAGGGCUAUGUUUAUGGUUGUCACCUGUAUCUCCUAUAUGGUUUGACCAAACUUGCAUUUUCACUAACAGUCAACUGUUUUUAUCAGAAAGAGACAUUUAA